UCAUCGACAACUUCUGAUCAAUUACGCUAUUUAUUAUCAGUACUCGCCUUCUCCCGUCUGUGUCGUUUUCUCAGGAGUCAUUGAGUUCACUCCUCAAUUCAACAAUGGCAGAAACCACAACCAUGACCUUUCUGCUGCUCCUAUUGCUUCUCUCACCCUUGUCCUCCACCGCCUCGAUGGGAGCCUACCCCAUAAUCCCUGGCACAUCGGAUACCUGUGUCUUCGCUUCCCUUUUCGAUGACCUGAAACCAGUUCGUCGCGAAGUCUAUGGCGACGGAAGAAUCAUUGACAUCACUCACCGGUACACGACCGACAUGCCGUCAUGGGGAUCGGAGAACGGGCUGGGGCAGUUCCUUUGGCUCCCAUCGAGCAUGAAAAACGGCUCUCUCGCUAACAAUUCCCAGAUGAAGCUUCCCACCCACACUGGUACCCAUGUCGACGCUCCUGGACACGUUUACGAUCAAUAUUUCGAUGCAGGAUUCGAUGUUGAUACUCUUGACCUUGAAGUGCUUAAUGGUCCUGGGCUGUUAGUUGAUGUUCCAAGGAAUUCCAACAUAACUGCGGAAGUUAUGAAGUCCUUAAACAUUCCCAGGGGAGUACGCCGUGUGCUUUUCAGAACACUAAACACUGACAGGAAGCUUAUGUUUAAAAAUCAGUUUGAUACAAGCUAUGUGGGAUUCACAAAGGAUGGAGCACAAUGGUUAGUAGAGAACACUGACAUCAAGUUGGUUGGAAUUGAUUACUUAUCUGUUGCUGCCUGGACUGAUUUGAUUCCAUCUCACCUUGUCUUUCUAGAGAGCAGGGAAAUCAUUCUUGUGGAAGCCUUAAAACUUGAUAACGUUCAACCUGGAAUAUAUUCUAUCCAUUGCUUACCUCUAAGGUUGCUUGGUGCUGAGGGAUCUCCAAUAAGAUGUAUUCUCAUCAAAUAAUUAUUUUUCACUGCACAAUGAUGCCCCUAGGAGUGAAGAGCAGAAUAAGACGGUGUAAAAUGGGACUAUAAAUUAUCACAAGGAGAGAUGCUAUUUGAAUGUGUUGUUAUGGUGUGUGAGCUUAUUAGCAACCUGGUACUUGAGAAUUAUCUUAAAUUUGGCCUUUAGAUUGGAUCCAAGCUGCGGAUGCAAAAGUAUCGUAAUAAGCAAUAUUUUAUUUUUGAGUAAAAUUUUUUUGCCAUCAAA
Molecule: messenger RNA, 1175 nt
Organism: Manihot esculenta (cassava)
Lineage: Eukaryota; Viridiplantae; Streptophyta; Magnoliopsida; Malpighiales; Euphorbiaceae
Product: cyclase-like protein 2
Exons: 7
Coding region: 105-929 (274 amino acids)
Molecular function (GO): arylformamidase activity
Source: RefSeq, a predicted model, not a curated record